Haliotis rufescens (red abalone) is the source of this 3246-nucleotide messenger RNA. RefSeq lists its product as uncharacterized. The coding region runs from base 862 to 2691 and encodes 609 amino acids. Gene Ontology annotation, biological process: DNA recombination; DNA integration. Gene Ontology annotation, molecular function: DNA binding; RNA-DNA hybrid ribonuclease activity. Lineage: Eukaryota; Metazoa; Mollusca; Gastropoda; Lepetellida; Haliotidae. The transcript is spliced from 2 exons. The record is from RefSeq and is a predicted model, not a curated record.
AGUUAAGUGUUCAUCUACACAAUGUUUCGAUGCAUGUAAUCUUAAAUUGACUGAUAAUUACUUUGAAUAUGAGCAGGGUGCUGCAGAAAUUGUCGUUAAAGGUCGUUUGAAACAGAAUGAAAACUUUUGGCAACAGAUAGGUGCAAGUGACUUUGUUUUAGAUAUAAUCAAAAAUGGAUACAAAAUUCCAUUUUUGUGUAUGCCACCCAAAAUGUACUUGCAUAAUAACAAGUGUGCCUUAAAUAACGCUGAUUUUGUGUGUGAAGCUGUAUCAGAGCUUGUCAAGAAACAACUAGUUGUUGAGUGUGAUAUCCUGCCGUAUGUUGUUAAUCCUCUAUCUGUCGCUAUACAGUAUCGGGUAAGAAACGCUUGAUUUUAGACCUGAGUAUCGUCAACAGGUUUGUGCUCAAAAAGACUUUGAAAUUUGAAGAUUGGAAAACUGCUUUAGAAUAUAUCAGUGCAAAUGAUUGGCUAAUCAAGUUUGACAUCCAUUCAGCAUAUCAUCAUAUAGAUAUCUACGAAGGGCAUCCUGACUUUUUGGGCUUUGCUUGGAAUGCCCCUGAUGGAAAAACACAUUUUUAUAAGUUUGUAGUACUUCCCUUUGGACUGACAACAGCUCCAUACGUUUUUACAAAAGUCACUCGCCAGCUUGUCAAGAAGUGGCGUUUUGAAGGACAUAAGAUAGUCACAUACUUGGAUGAUGGUAUAUUAUCAGCAGAGUCAGAAUUAAGAGCACUAAAUUCAGGUUCUGUCAUUAAAAAUGACUUGAUUAAGUCGGGGUUUGUACCUAAAGUUGAAAAAUCUUUAUGGGCACCUUCACAGUCUUUGGAAUGGCUCGGUUUUCACAUUCAGGCUACAAAUAUGACUAUAUCUGUACCUCACAGGAAGAUAGUCAAGGUGAAGUGUUCAAUUACUGACCUAUUAAAAUCCAAGUCAAAGAAUGUCAAAGUGCGAGAUGUAGCUUCUGUUGUCGGUCAGCUAGUGUCCAUGAAACUGGUUCUGGGGCCGUUAUCACAGCUUAUGACAAGAUCAUUAAGCAUGGACAUACUUAUUGUUUCUACUUGGCAUAGUUCAUUAAAACUUUCAUGUCACAGUAUUCAUCAAUUGAAAUUUUGGCUGGGUAAUAUUGACAAACAUUCUUCAAGAGCACUUGUUGAUAAAUCUCUUACUACAAGACUUGUUUAUUCUGAUGCCAGUGAUAGUGGUUUUGGUGGGUACUGUGUUGAGAUUGAUUCUGACAAGUCCCAUGGUCAGUGGUCUGCGAAAGAAGCUCGUCAGAGUUCUACAUGGAGGGAGUUAAAGGCUGUUCACUUGACAUUACUGAGCUUUAUUCCCAACCUGAAGAGCAACCGUGUUAUGUGGUGUACAGACAAUACAAACGUUGUGUCAAUCGUUGAGAAAGGCAGCAUGAAAAUACAUUUGCAAACAUUGGCUUUGCAUAUAUUUGAAAUAUGUACAAAACAGUCAAUACAGUUGUAUAUGCAGUGGAUUCCACGAUGUGAUAAUCAGACAGCUGACUAUCUUAGCAGAAUGAUUGAUUAUGAUGACUGGGGUAUUUCAAAGACCAUAUUUCAGCAAAUUGAACGGAAAUGGGGUCCACAUCAAACAGACAGAUUUGCGUCAUAUUAUAACACUAAACUUCAGUGUUUUAAUUCCAGGUACAGCAAUCCUGGAAGUGACGUUGUGGACUGUUUCACUGUCAACUGGGGUGGCUUUAUGAAUUGGGUGGUUCCUCCUGUAUGUUUGAUUCCGAGGGCAAUCAAACACAUGUCAGAAUGUAAGGCUAAGGGUACUCUUGUGAUACCAGAGUGGCACUCUGCUUGUUUUUGGCCAAUGGUAUGUCCUAACUCAGUAUUCAUUCCACAGGUGAGAGAUUGGAUGUAUUUGCCACGAUCGAAGGAGGCUUAUGUUGCCAGUAGAAUAAAGGGUGGCAUGUUUGGGGAGAGAGAUCUUUCAGAUACAUUUCGGACAACCUAUAGUGAUGAGAUUGCUACACUUCCGAGAGGUGUCCGCGAAUUAGCAGGGGCUCUGCCAGGCCUCUUAGCAGGGUGUAGAGCUGAUUCUACAACAACAAAGUAUACAUAUGGCUUUGGAGCUUGGAAAAGGUGGGCGAUCGUCAAUUCUAUGUCUGUAAAAUUGCCAUUGUCGCCAUUGCACUGUGCUUUAUACCUGUUAUCUGUAAUUCAGCAGAGUGAUUCUAUAUCUCCUGUUCAGACAGCGUUCUAUAGCAUCCGUCAUGCUCAUACUUGUAUUGGUUUAGCAAGUCCAACUGAUAAUUCACUGGUGCGUAAUGUCUUGGAGGCAGCAAGGCGAAAAUUGGCUAAAGAUGUAUGUAAGAAGGAGCCAAUUACCAUUAGCCUGCUAGAAAAGUUGUAUGAUGGUAGAAUGGCAGAUCCAUCACUGUAUGAUUUGAGAAUUAUGUCAAUGUGCUUAUUAGCCUUUGCUGGGUUUUUAAGGUCAGCAGAAUUGUUGCAGAUCACGAGAUCAGACAUUGUAUUUUAUGAUGCUCAUAUGAUGGUAUUCAUUGAGCAGUCUAAGACUGAUGUCUACAGAGACGGGGCGUGGCUGGCUAUUGGGCGGACAAACACCAAGCUUUGUCCAGUGGCAUUUCGUUUUGAGAUGUGGACGUGUGGCGGUGAGGCCACAUUCUGUUAUGGUCAUCUGUCUCUGUUGACAGGCCAUGUAUGUUGAUGAUGCUGGAGAGCUGUUAAAAUACUCAUUGGUAUAAUCGUGUUUACUAUCACAUGUGAAUUGUGGCUGCAGAGCCUUUAGAAUACUUUGUAUAUAUGUUUGCAUUUCAUUGGCUACACAAUGUACGGUAGGCUGCAGAGCCAUUAGAAUACUUGGUCUUGGAAAUGUUCGGUUGGCAGAACCAUUAUAAUACUGCUGUAUUGGGUGUGUGUGACCCAUGUUAGAUGAGUAAAAUAAGGCUUUUGUGUAUAAUUUGUAUUUGUAAAAGUAUGUUGGACGUGUGUAAAGGGUAAUUCAAAUACUGUAUACUCCCCAGUUACUGGUGCUGUUGCAUUCGUAGGGAGAACACGGUUCCAGAGCUUUUUGUAUUAACAAAAAUUUUAUCUCUGGUUUUACGUGUCGGGCUUCAGGUACCGUUACCAUCUGUAUGUUUCGAUAUGUUAUAUUCUAUAUGUUAUAACACAUGUUAUAAUGGUAUAUGGAGUGACGUGAUGUCACUGUGUGUUGUGUCUUGCGUCUUGUGCUUUGAAAAUAAACUGCCGUGUACCGCACAGC